Messenger RNA from Epithele typhae, 924 nucleotides. RefSeq names its product TBP-domain-containing protein. NCBI's taxonomy places the organism in Eukaryota, Fungi, Basidiomycota, Agaricomycetes, Polyporales, Epitheliaceae. The transcript is spliced from 4 exons. Bases 1 to 924 code for a protein of 307 amino acids. Gene Ontology annotation, biological process: DNA-templated transcription initiation. The record is from RefSeq and is a predicted model, not a curated record. Gene Ontology annotation, molecular function: RNA polymerase II general transcription initiation factor activity; DNA binding.
AUGUCUAUUCCGUUCUCCACUCGCCAGGUCACCUUCGGUCGCUCCGUCCCCGCCCAGCCCCAGCAGUACCAGCAGAGCCAGCCCCAGCCGUAUGGCCAGUCGCAGCCUCAGUCGCAGCAGGCCAACGGCCUCGCUCUCCCCUACUCCAACAACCCAUACCUUCCCGGCCCCGGUCCGAGUCUCGCGCUCCCGGGACCCGCCCCUCCCAUCUACCCAUCUCAACCCCAACCAACGCACGCUGCCCAGUCCCAGCAGUCGCAACCCUCCCAAUCCCAACCUCCUACCAUCGCCAGCACCUCACAGCCGAUCGCGGGCCCCUCUUCCCCGUCGUCAGCCGUCCCCGCCACCCCCGCACCCCUCACUCUUGAGCAGCAACACAUCACAGCUGUCGACGGUAUCGUCCCCACUCUUCAGAACAUCGUCGCGACCGUCAACCUCGAUUGCCGGCUGGACUUGAAGACCAUCGCGCUGCAUGCGCGGAAUGCCGAGUACAAUCCAAAGCGUUUUGCGGCGGUCAUCAUGCGUAUCCGUGACCCAAAGACGACCGCCCUCAUCUUCGCCUCGGGCAAGAUGGUCGUCACCGGUGCGAAGUCAGAAGACGACUCGCGCCUGGCGUCGCGCAAAUACGCGCGUAUCGUGCAGAAGCUUGGCUUCGACGCCAAGUUUUCUGAGUUCAAGAUCCAGAACAUCGUCGGCUCGUGUGAUGUGAAGUUCCCCAUCCGCUUGGAGGGUCUCGCAUACAGCCACGGUCAGUUCAGCUCGUAUGAACCUGAGCUCUUCCCGGGUUUGAUCUACCGCAUGAUCAAGCCGAAGGUUGUGCUUUUGAUCUUCGUCUCUGGCAAGAUCGUGUUGACUGGUCCGAGAAGAAAUCUACACCGCUUCAACACCAUCUACACUGUGCUUGUCGAAUUCCGGAAGCCGUGA